UAUACCAUACGCGACAAGUGUUUUAAAAUGGGAUAAAUGACGGAUAUUAAUGAACGGGCUGAAACAAAUGCAAAACGCCAAAGAGAGACUCCUAUUUCAGAAGCAAUGGCGGAGUUUUUCCUAUAGUCCGGAGUCACCUUCAUUGCUCAUUUACGACAACUCUGAAAAACUUACUAAAACAGUUUUAUAACCAAGUUUCUGCGUAGAACUACCUAAGGAUGGCGAACAGUUUAUAAUCAAGUUGAUGUGGAGAGAGACUGAUGGAAAAACUUACGCAGCAGGAAAUUGAAGAAUACGUCGAGGCGUUCAAAUGCUUUGAUCUGAAUGAAAACGGUCAGUUAUCCACGAAGGAACUAAAGUAUGCUAUGCGCAUGCUUGGCUUAAACCCUACCGAACAUAGAGUUCAGGAACUUGUGAACGACUUGGAUUACGAAGCACUUGGCGACAAAGACGAGGCGGAAAAUGUGAAGACAAAUGAAACAGAAAAUGACAAACGAAGAAAGAGACGAAAGUCAAAGGAAGAUGAAAAAAUGAAAGGAGAAAAAUGGACGAAGGAAGAUUUUCCGAUUUAUGAGGGCACUGUAGAUUUUAAAGAAUUCGUCAACUUGAUGGAAAAACAGCGAAGUAUAAUGCAGGACGACGAGGCCGCCAUGUUGUUCACUGUAUUCGAUUCUGACCAUCGUGGCUUUAUUGAAGGAAAGACAAUCAAGAGAUCGCUGCAUUUUCUGGAAGAUGUCCCCAUCGACGAGAUAAACGAAAUAUUGGCGAAGACAAAACUGUCCGACGACCGAAAAAUAACUAUCGAAGAGUUUGCCACCGAUUUCCUUUCACCUCUUAUACUUAAAGAAGAAAACAGCGGGAUGCUCUGAUCUGGCUGCGCAACUGAACACCAGAACUCUGCAGUGUUAAUUUUUUCUUCUGUUAAAGUUUGCAGUGCUAAAAAUUCGCUUAAAGAAUUGGACUGUUGUAAGCUAUUUUUGAAAAAGUUAAACAAUGAGUAAAUUAGUGCGAGUGGCCAACCAAGAAUGAUAUGUAUGGAAUUUCUGAAUUACCUGCAUUUAAGCUUAAAGUAAACGGUUACGUUGUUGUUGCUGUUCUUAAUAGUUGCUUUAUUCGAGUUUCAGAUGUAACAUGUUACCAUGAAUUAACUAGGUAGAGGAUUUUAUCAAUAAAUUAAGAGAUUUGAAUUGUG
Messenger RNA from Stylophora pistillata, 1192 nucleotides. RefSeq lists its product as uncharacterized. Gene Ontology annotation, molecular function: calcium ion binding. The record is from RefSeq and is a predicted model, not a curated record. Gene Ontology annotation, cellular component: myosin II complex. Lineage: Eukaryota; Metazoa; Cnidaria; Anthozoa; Scleractinia; Pocilloporidae.